This is a messenger RNA of Sphaeramia orbicularis (orbiculate cardinalfish), 2337 nucleotides long. RefSeq names its product gasdermin Eb (gene gsdmeb). Lineage: Eukaryota; Metazoa; Chordata; Actinopteri; Kurtiformes; Apogonidae. Gene Ontology annotation, cellular component: cytoplasm. The record is from RefSeq and is a predicted model, not a curated record. The transcript has 10 exons. Gene Ontology annotation, biological process: programmed cell death. The coding region runs from base 120 to 1526 and encodes 468 amino acids.
CUUUUGUCCAAAACAAACCGGGUACUUCUUGUACUGCUGUUCGUCUGACUGUUGUCUCUUCUGCUCUGACCGCUUUAGUUUUCAUCUGUGCAGAUUAAAGUGAAGCGAUUCCCUCUGACAUGUUUGCCACAGCUACCAGAAACUUCGUGGAGGAGGUGGAUCCUGGAGGUCUACUGAUCCCAGUGUCCAGCCUCAACGACACCGUGACUCUGCUGACGGUGGUGGUGAAGCGAAAACGUGUCUGGUUCUGGAGGAAAUCCAAGUACAUUCCCACUGAUUUUAACCUCAAUGAUCUACUGACAGGAGACACUCCCAUAACACCUGUUGUCAUUGAGUCUGACUUCAUUACAUACAAUGGGUCAUAUGGUGACAACAUCCAGGGAACCAUAGGUGCACAGUUUGUCCACACUAAUGUCAACCUGGAAGGAAAAGACUCCUCCAAACUGCAGUCAUCAUUUGGUAGUUUGAAAAAAGAGGAAGUGGACGUGCAGAAGCUGCUAAAAGCAUCUAAAGAAAGGGUCCUGGACAUGUCCCACUGUUUAAUCCAGCAGACCAAGGAGAAACAUCGAAGGACAUUUGGCAUUGUGAAGGAAUGUAUUGUGACCACUCAGCCCUGUUCGGUCAUAGAGGAUGUACAACAGGGUGGACAGUGUGGAGGGCUGCUGAGCCUCUGUGGACCCGCAAACCCAAAGUUUUCACUGAAGGAGAACAGCAGCCUGGGAAAAGACAGUAAUGUUACCAUGGAGAUUCCCCCGCACACAACCAUUGCCUAUACCGUCAUAGAGCUAGAGGUCAAACAUGAUGGACGAUACGAUCUGUGUCUGACGUCUGAUACCACUGGAGGAUUUGAAGUAGAUGGUUCUGCUAAAGCACUGCUGUGUACUGGGGAUGCUCCUUCACAGGCAUCUGAAAACACCCUCCUUACACAAGAGUUGGAGAAACUGAGCCAUUAUUUCCAGUUGCUGUCAGAUCUUCCUGCCUCAACAAAGUCCUCUCUGCUCCAGCAAAUCACCAAGGUUAUAGUGGACCGAGCAGCCAUCACUUCACUUGAGAACAUGCUGCACCAGAUGUGUCUGAAUGAGAGUCCUGCCAAGGGCGAAGUUAAAGCAGAGUCUCACAACCAGGACAUCCAGGCCCUUCUGGAGGCUCUGGUGCUGUCUGGUGAUGCAGGGCAGUCUGCGUCAACCCUCAAAGCCCUUCACCUCAUUGUCAGCGCUUUAGAUGAGAUGACAAACACUUGUCUUACUUUGUUGGGAAUGUGCUGCAGUCCCACAGUAUUAAAGACCCUGGAAUUGCUGGUGCAGCAUGUAUCGGGUAGCAGAGAAUUACCUCAGAGCGGUGCAGGUCUGGCUGCUCUGACAGGAGACGUCUAUGAGAAGACUCAACAUCUGUUUGCAUCCUCUAAUUUGUCCCUGAAGAGAGACGGGGACACCCUGAGGACAGAAAUAGAGCAUCAGGCAGGAAACCUUCCUCUGGUCCUCUGCAUCGCCAUCAGAGGCCUCGCCGCAUUGGUGCACACUGUUUGAACCGAUCACACUUUCAUAUCCCACAGGAACAAGUGUCAGUUCACAGUGUUUUUUACUUUCUUGGUGCAGUAGAUUUUCUCUUUAACACUGGUGUAUUUUACUGAAGUGUAAAGUUGUGUGUAGAGCCAAUCUGAUGUUUCAGACAAUCAGUCACAAUGUUAAUCAGUCCAUUCAGGUGCUUAAUAGGCUUUGGUUAAUUAUGAAAGACGUUUUCUCUGUUUAAUGAGAUUUUACUGAACAAGCAGGUAUUUUGUAGUUUUUAAAUACAAAAUAACCAUUACCAUCCUUUCAAAAUGUUUAAUCAUUGAUGUAGGACUCAAUGUGUAAAGAUGAUAAUUUAAUGACUUAAAUGGAUUACAAAGUUCUCAGAGUAGAAAUGAAAGAAAGCAGAUUUAAUGAUCUGGUUGUUUUAGUCUUUUGUGUUCAGACUGGCAUGGGUUAAUGCUCCUUGUCUCAAAGUAAUCUGCACUUAAGGUAGUAGAUUCUGAGUAGAUAAUUGCACUUUUUGACCUUAACUGUUCAACUAGUCUACCCUUACAUCCUCUAAUCGCUUUUCAGUUCUCUUUCACAUGCAAAUAUUUAUGUAUGGAUAAAUGAAUUCAGGAGUUUUACUAUGCAACUACUGACCUCAGUCUGACAAAAACUGAACAAAAAGGAUUUAGACAUGCAAAGAUGUCCUUUGAUUUUGUUUUGUUUGUAGAAUUUCUGUGGAGUCUUUCAAUUAUGUAAACCUGUCACUGAGCAUAGUAAGAUGACGUGCAACCUUUUGUAUCUGCAUCUGUUAUGUACGGUUGUAUUAAAAUAAUCAGAA